AGUGAAAUUUGUGGCUACUCUUGUACUGUUCUGUUUGAUUGAUAAUUCAUGAUUAUAUUAUGAUGAUUAAUUCAUUGAUAAUUUCACUUUCCAUUCUAACUGCCUCCUGUUGCCAAUAAAAUUCUAGAAAUGGUUAACAUCCUAAUGCUUUGUUACCUUGAUGGUUAUAUGCAUCGGAGACAGCAGAUACUUUUCUAGAAAAAGGUAAAAUGGCAUAAUCAUGGGUUUGAAUAUCUUGACAACUAUGGUCAUGUAAUCUUUUAUUAGAGAGCAUAAUUAAUAUAAUUAAAGGAAUCUGAUGUAAUGAUAUUGCUUUGAAUAUGGUCUUAAAUAGAAUAAUAUGGAAAAAUUUGAUCCAUGUAGCACAAUGAAUGGUUCUUUGUAAGUGUCUGUGAAUAAGAACUAUUUUAUAUUGUUGUUUCCACAUAUAUGUAAAUGUCUCAUGUUGGAACCACUGUGAUUGCACAAUUCGAUAUGCAGUAGCAUCAUUUGUGCACGUCCUUCUGUGAUUGGCUCUUCAUUUGUACACAUCCUUCUGUGAUUGGCUCUUCAUUUGUGCACAUGCAGUUCUGGUCAUGUAUCUUGAUCUAUGUCCAUCUGACAAACUUGAAUAUAAAAUGGUUUUAAUGUAUAUCCCACUGUUAGAUAAAUUUCCUGCUUUAUUUUUGUUAUUUAAUAUACUUACUCAUAUUUUAGAGCUGGGAAAAAACAAUGGACUGUCAUAGCCCUGGUCAGGGAUUGAUGCCUGCAAGUUUUAAAGUGCGCACAGUUCCUCUUGAUGCUGAUGAUUCAGCAACAGAGGAGGUAUUGGAUCCUGACUUUGGAGAAGCAGCUAUUGGCCGUGUUGCUCCUGUUGAUUCUGGAUUGUGGUGGAUUAUAUUAUUACGGGCAUAUGGAAAAUGCUCUGGCGAUCUUUCAGUUCAGGAGAGAGUUGAUGUCCAAACUGGAAUCAAGAUGAUUCUACGGCUAUGUCUUGCUGAUGGUUUUGAUAUGUUUCCUACAUUAUUGGUGACAGAUGGUUCUUGUAUGAUAGAUCGUCGCAUGGGGAUUCAUGGACAUCCUCUGGAAAUUCAGGCGCUUUUUUAUUCAGCAUUACUAUGUGCACGUGAAAUGCUUACUCCAGAGGAUGGAUCAGCUGAUCUUAUUCGAGCACUUAACAAUCGUCUUGUUGCUCUGUCAUUUCAUAUCAGAGAAUAUUAUUGGAUUGAUAUGAGAAAACUUAAUGAAAUUUACCGUUACAAGACUGAAGAGUAUUCAUAUGAUGCCGUUAAUAAGUUCAAUAUUUAUCCGGAUCAAAUUUCUCCUUGGUUGGUGGAAUGGAUGCCGAAUAAAGGAGGCUAUCUGAUUGGGAACUUACAACCAGCUCAUAUGGAUUUCCGAUUCUUUUCUCUAGGAAAUUUGUGGGCUGUUACGAGUGGUCUUGUAACGACUGAUCAAUCACAUGCUAUAUUGGAUCUCAUCGAAGCUAAAUGGGCUGAUUUGGUGGCCGAUAUGCCAUUUAAGAUCUGCUACCCAGCUCUUGAAGGUCGGGAGUGGCAGAUCAUUACAGGCAGUGAUCCCAAGAACACGCCCUGGUCCUACCACAAUGGUGGUUCAUGGCCGACUUUACUGUGGCAGCUCACAGUCGCAUGCAUGAAGAUGAAUAGACCAGAAAUUGCUGCAAAGGCUGUAUCAGUUGCUGAGAAACGCAUAUCUAGGGACAAAUGGCCUGAAUACUAUGAUACUAAAAAGGCAAGGUUUAUUGGAAAACAAUCACACCUGUUUCAGACCUGGUCUAUUGCUGGAUAUCUUGUGGCAAAACUUCUGCUUGCAGACCCUAAUGCAGCAAAGAUUUUGACAACUGAAGAGGAUUCUGAACUUGUCAAUGCCUUCUCCUGCAUGAUUAGUUCUAACCCAAGAAGAAAACGAGGUCCAAAGAGCUUGAAGCAGACAUACAUAGUUUGAGGUUCUCUAAAUCGUGUGCAUACCUGAUUUAUGGUACAUUUAUUGUCUCCAAUGGUCAUAAUUUGGAAUUGGCUGUUGAAGUGUAAUAUGUAUAUCACUUUUCUUUUGAUUUAUUCAAUUUAGUCAAGCUUAAUUAGUGAAACAACCCUAUAGAUGUAUCAAAAUUUCUUAUGUAAAGAUUGUUUCUAUGAUUUAGGGUAAUAGGUAGUGCUGUAACAUAUUAUUGUAGUCUAGACGGAUCCUAUGGGAACUCUUCUUUUGUCAAACUGUUAUAUAUAUGAAUAUAGUUAAUGUAUGUCUUAAGGUUUUAAUUGUAAAUCGAAGAACAUUAUAUCUAUAUAAAGUUCUUUUUAAUUGCGA
Messenger RNA from Theobroma umbraticum, 2304 nucleotides. RefSeq names its product alkaline/neutral invertase E, chloroplastic. Gene Ontology annotation, molecular function: endo-alpha-N-acetylgalactosaminidase activity; sucrose alpha-glucosidase activity. Gene Ontology annotation, biological process: sucrose catabolic process. Gene Ontology annotation, cellular component: chloroplast. Lineage: Eukaryota; Viridiplantae; Streptophyta; Magnoliopsida; Malvales; Malvaceae. The record is from RefSeq and is a predicted model, not a curated record.